AUUUAUAAUUUAUUUAAUUCUAAUAAAAUUUUUUUUUUUAUUUUAUUCUUUAGAACUUUAAUCUCUAUUUCAUCAAAUUCUUGAUUUGGGUGUUGAAUUGGAUUAGAAAUUAAUCUUUUAAGUUUUAUCCCCCUAAUUUCUAAUUCCAAUAAUUUAUUUUCAACAGAAGCCUCAUUAAAAUAUUUUCUUACACAAUCAAUUGCAUCUUUAAAUUUUUUAUUUACAAUUUUAAUUAAAUUAACAUUAAUAAAAAAUUUUGAAAUAAAUAAUUUUUUAACUAUUAUAAUAAAUUCUUCUAUAUUAAUAAAAAUAGGAAGAGUUCCAUUCCAUUUUUGAUUUCCUAAUAUUAUUGAAGGAUUAUCUUGAUUAAAUAGUUUUAUUUUAAUAACAUGACAAAAAAUCACACCUUUAAUUUUAAUAUCUUAUUGUAUAAAUAAUUAUUUUAUUAAUAUUAUUAUUAUUCUUAAUAUUAUUAUUGGAGCUAUUGGAGGGUUAAAUCAAACAUCAUUACGAAAAUUAAUAGCAUUUUCAUCAAUUAAUAAUUUAGGUUGAAUAAUUAUAUCUAUUUCAAUUAGAGAAACCUUAUGAAUUUUUUAUUUUUCAAUAUAUUCUUUUAUAAUUAGUAUUUUAUGUUUCUUUUUUUACAUUUUAAAUAUAUAUUUUAUUAAUCAAUUAUUUAUUAAUAAUAUAAAUUUUUUAGUUAAAAUUAAUAUCUUAAUUAAUUUUCUUUCUUUAGGUGGAUUACCACCAUUCAUUGGAUUUUUCCCUAAAUGAAUUAUUAUUAAUUUUUUAAUUAAUAAUAAUAUAUAUUUAAUAACUUUUAUUUUUGUAAUAAUAAGAUUAAUUAUAUUAUUUUUUUAUAUUCGUAUUAGAUACUCAGCAAUUAUAUUUAAUUAUAUAAAAAAUAAAUGAUUUAAAAUUUAUAUUAAAAAUAAAUAUUUUUUAUUUAUUAAUUUUUUUUCAUUUUUUUCUAUUACAGGAAUAAUUUUAAGAACGUUGUUUUUUUAUU
Messenger RNA from Spodoptera frugiperda (fall armyworm), 1009 nucleotides. Lineage: Eukaryota; Metazoa; Arthropoda; Insecta; Lepidoptera; Noctuidae. The record is from the annotation of a RefSeq genome assembly.